AAGGCACUUCGUAAAGUUGACUGAGGCAGAGGGAGGAGGGAAAUUUACAAAGCGAAGUAACUAACUACAAAACAAUAAGCUAUAUGUCAGUCGCAUAAAUUCAUUUCAUAAAGUAUAAUACGACAAAAAGAAGAGAGAAACGGACCUUGUUUUGGAAAAUUUUUAUGCAAAAAAAUUAAUUCGUGACAGAAAUGCCCCCAAAUAUAUCCGGUACAACGCCAUGUAUUGACAAGAAAACAUCAGUAGCUGACAAUGGAGCUGCUUUAAAAUUGACAGAAAAUAUUUCAUCAAAAGAAAGUGAAAAUCAUGAAACAACUAAAUCUAAUGGAUUUCAUAAUGAGAAAAAGAAAGAAUCAUCAACUUAUUUUCAACAAGAUUUAAAAUGGAUAAAUAUCAUCAGUAUUUUUAUUCUUCAUAUUUGGGCACUUUAUGCUAUCAUCACUUUUCCCUAUAUUCAAAAACCCCUGACAACGCUUCACACGUAUAUUUUUGGACUACUUGUUGGUUUUGGAGUAACAGGUGGUGCACACCGUCUCUGGACUCAUCGAGCUUACAAAGCCAAGUGGCCACUUCGAAUAAUUCUUCUAUACAGUUAUUACACAUCUGGACAAAAUUCACUAUUCGAUUGGGUACGAGAUCAUCGUAUACAUCAUAAAUAUUCAGAAACAGAAGCAGAUCCACACGACAGUUGUCGAGGAUUUUUCUUCUCGCACGUUGGUUGGCUUAUGAUGAAAAAACAUCCUGAAGUUAUAAGACGAGGACGUCAAGUUGAUAUGAGUGAUAUUCUCUCUGAUCCAGUUGUUGCAUUUGGUGAAAAGUAUUUCAUAUUAUUCAAAAUUUUAUGCUGCUUUGUCAUACCAAUAAUUAUACCAGUAUACUUUUGGAAUGAAGAGUGGUACUAUUCAAUAUUCUCAACGAUUGGACGUUAUGCUCUAUCUUUAAAUUUUACAUGGAGUGUUAAUAGCGCAGCUCAUAUAUGGGGUUCAAAACCCUAUGACAAAAAAAUUGCACCAGCGGAAAAUAGAUUCGUUGCCUAUGUAGCCAUGGGCGAAGGCUGGCAUAAUUAUCAUCAUGUAUUUCCAUACGAUUAUAAGGCAGCAGAAUUAGGAAAUUAUAGUUUAAAUUAUACAACAUUUUUAAUUGAUAUGUUUGCAAAAAUUGGUUGGGCAUACGAUUUGAAACAACCAUCUAAAGAAUUAAUUAAAGCAGUGAGAGAAAAAAGGGGACAUGGCUCACACAAUACCGAAGAACCUGAAUCAAAAUCUGAUUAAAAUAUUAUUUUUUUGUAAUAUAUAAAAAAGUACGUUUAAUUCUUAGGACGCAUGAUUAUGUUCUAAAAAUUAUUAGUUCGAAUUGUCAUUUUAUGGAAUUUCAUUUAUCAUAAUUAUUUUUGAGUUGAAUUUUUAUUUUUUCGAAUUAGUAUUUUGGGAGAAUUUUCAUUAAACCGAUUUUCUAUAUAUUAUAGAAUUUUUAUAUAACCGAAAAUUCACUUUACAGAAUUUUCAUUUGUUCGAAUUUUUAUUUGUCAGAAUUUUUAUUUACUCGAAUUUUUUAUUUAACAUAAUAGGCAUUUUAAAGAAUUUUUAUUGGGUAAAAUUUUCUUUCAGAUGAAUUUUCACAAUUUUAUGAAUAAUUUUUGAUUGGUUGAUUUUAAAAAAUCGCGCCGUAAUCUAUCUGUCGAUUGUUUGUUCGGCCAUUUGCAAUUUCGGACAAAUGAAAAUUCUAUCAAUUAGAAAUUCUAUUAAAUUAUUUUUCGGUUAAUUAAAAAUUCUGUUGUAUGAAAAAUCGGUUAUAUGGAAAUUAUAUCAAAUAAUAAUUCAAACAAAUGAAAAUUCAUCUGAAAGAAUAAAAUGAAAAUUCUAUGCAAUGAAAUUCUACCCAAUAAAAAUUCUUUAAAAUGCCGAUUAUGUUAAAUAAAAAUUCGAGUAAAUAAAAAUUUUGACAAAUAAUAAUUCGAACAAAUAAAAAUUAGGCUCAAAAAUAAAUAUAACAAAUGAAAUUCCAUAAAAUGACAAUUCUAACUAAUGAUUUUUAGAACAUAAUCAUGAGUCUCUAAUUCUUAUAAUAAUAAGUUCUAUUUUCCAUCAAUUAAUUAUAAUUAUGUAUAAUAAUCAAUUAGAAUAAAAAAAAGAAGCAUUAUCCUCAUUUUCUUCGUCCUCAAGUUGAGAACACUGCGCGCGCAAUAUGGGUUAACCAAUCACUACGCGUUACCCCCACUCCUCGCUUGCUGCGUGCGCAGUGUUCUCAACUUGGAAGCCCAAAAAAGAAUGAACUUAUUUCCAAUGAAAAUAACAUUAAAUUCGAAAAAAUGCUAUAACAAAAGAUGUAAAAUUUACUCUGAAAAAUAAUUUAAUGAAUUAAAUAAUGCAAUCUGGAUUGGUUUUGGACGAAAUGACGCCUGGGGAGAAUGUGGAAAUGAUUCUUAAAAUAAAUUUUAUUAUACUUUUUC
Messenger RNA from Leptopilina boulardi, 2449 nucleotides. RefSeq names its product acyl-CoA Delta-9 desaturase-like. The coding region runs from base 192 to 1271 and encodes 359 amino acids. Gene Ontology annotation, biological process: unsaturated fatty acid biosynthetic process. Gene Ontology annotation, cellular component: endoplasmic reticulum membrane. The transcript has 6 exons. Gene Ontology annotation, molecular function: stearoyl-CoA 9-desaturase activity; iron ion binding. The record is from RefSeq and is a predicted model, not a curated record. Lineage: Eukaryota; Metazoa; Arthropoda; Insecta; Hymenoptera; Figitidae.